Zeugodacus cucurbitae (melon fly) is the source of this 5196-nucleotide messenger RNA. RefSeq lists its product as uncharacterized. Gene Ontology annotation, molecular function: RNA polymerase II cis-regulatory region sequence-specific DNA binding; DNA-binding transcription factor activity. The record is from RefSeq and is a predicted model, not a curated record. Lineage: Eukaryota; Metazoa; Arthropoda; Insecta; Diptera; Tephritidae. Gene Ontology annotation, biological process: regulation of transcription by RNA polymerase II. The transcript has 5 exons. Bases 528 to 3770 code for a protein of 1080 amino acids.
UAAGGAUUUAUAUAAUUGAGAGGAAUAUGUAGCACAUAAAAGGCGGCAUAAAUAUUACCGAAAUCACGCUUGGCAUUUUACAAGAAAUUUAACGAAAACAUCGCGUCGGCCAUUUUGGUUUUAUGCUUGACGAAUUUUUAAUUUUCGUUCAGUUGUUUGUGGUAUAGUAUAUUUGUUUCUUUCGCGCACAUGUGUUUAACGCAUAACUAUAUUUCGGUGGUGUAGAAAAAUCGAACGAACGCGAACCAUUUGGUCAUUCGUUAAAUUGAACAAUAGUCGUACGGAACUUCUAGGCAUUUGGAAUAUUUUUCUGUUCGCAACGGCAAUUUUUGUACAGUGUUGCUUUUUUGUGACUGCAGUGGUGUGUUCAUGAAGCAGUAGCAGUUAAAUAAUAAAAUCACAAAGUUGUAUGCUUAGGCAAUUUGGCGACGAUAAAAUCCUUAUUUUGUAUAAAUUGUGAAAUCCUGCUUUGACGUCGUUUUAACGCGUCGCUGUAGUUAUUAUUUUACGUGAUCCUUCAUCAAAAAAUGAAUAAUCAGAUGAAUAACGCGGUGCGCAAAAUUCAUAAUUUGCAUUCAAGCGGCGCGGUAACUGUUACCGGUCUCAGCCAGCCUCGCAUAUUAAAACAGAAAGUGGGUUCCGGUAUUGUGACGUCCAGUAAUACACAUAAUCAGCAACAGAGCCAUGUUAAUAGCACAAAUCGUUGCUAUGUCUGCGAUGAUGCUUUGAGUGCCAGUCAGCAACAAAAUCUACUUACCGAAACGCAGACAUCGCAUACGGCGACUAAAUUCCCAAAUAAAAUUGGUCAACUUGUGGGUGAUGCUUUUAUGGUUAUCGUAAGCGUAGAUGAUGUGGUUUGCGCGCGUUGUACAAACCUGCUAAACUAUUUGGAUAGGUUGGAGAAUGAUGUGGAGCGUGUUCGAACCAACUUAAUGAAUCUACUUCAUAAGAAGUAUGGUUUGAAUGAUGACAGUGGUGGGGGUGGAGCAUCUCCACCAAUAAAAAUGCAAAAAUUGAACAGUGGUGGAGUUACACGUACAGCAGAGGAAACUAGCAAUGAAUUGGGUCGGGUACGUAAAGUACUGCACACAGCGAGUGGAGAUUCAAAUAUUGGAAAACAAUCACCACCAGUUGUCAGCGCAGUUCAGCAAAUGAAAAUAUCAACGCAAAGCACAACACAAAACACUUCAGUAGGAGGCACGCAAACAAUCCAACGCAAGACAACUAGAAUAUACAAGUGUAUUUCAUGCGAUUAUAAGACAUCUGAUAUGCGGCUCUUUAAUACCCAUUAUGAGACAUGCAAGUCGCAAAAUUUCCAGUGUAAAAAUUGUAAGAAAAUUUUCCCGAACUUUGGUACUAUGAAACAGCACAUGGUACGAGAACACAAUACCACUAUGGAUAAUACAUGCGCUGUAUGUCAUAUAAACUUUGUAAAUGAGCCAGCCUUGCGAAAGCAUAUGGAAGCAAAUCACAGCACAAAUGUUGUAGUAACAAGUACCACGACGAUUCCUGCAACACAGCAGGCGUCAGGCGAAUCAACUGGCGCCACCACACCACUAUACACAUGUAAUCAUUGUCAAUUCAAGUCCACAGAUAAGGCACUAUUCGAUGAACACUUCAGAAAGCAUUUGUCUGGUGUAAAACCAAAACCAUUCAAAUGUCGGUUAUGCGCUCAACGCUUUGAGACACGUGAUGCAGCCACACAACAUGCUAGACAACAUCAGCCGAACUACUUCAAGUGUGGCACCUGCUCAAUGUCCUUCCCCAAACGUGAACUGCUCGUUAAACAUUUCGAAGUACAUCAACAACCGCAGCCACAGCAGACGACUAACACAGCAGUAGUGCAACAUCAACAAAUAGUUACACAGUCUGCACCGGUAGUGAAACAAAUAACCACAACUAAACAGCAGCAGGCCACGUCACAAAAUCUAUUAACAACACAAAAAUUAUUGCAAGAAACUAUCGACGAGGCACUAAGUGACAAUACAGUGAACACUGUAGUAAGUAGUGGCAACACCGACGUAUGCAAUACCGCAGCCAACAACAUACGCUUCUUCUCCUGUCACAUCUGCUCACUGACAUUUAUACAAGAAAACUACUAUAAUCAACACAUGGAGGCGCACAGUCAAGACAAAGAAGGUAUUGGUAGUGCUGGUACCGGUGGUACAACAAUUACAACAUCUGCAUCAGCUAUAUCGAGUGGUAAUAAUAUGCUACAUCCGAGUGCUGCUGCAUUGCUGAAUGAUGACAACAAAGGUGACAGUGGUGAGGUUGGCGAUAUGUCGUCUCAUCAAGGUGUUAGUAGCGGUGUGGAAGCUGAUAUUGAGAGCAUUUUCGAAAAAAUGCAUUCCGACAAAAAUGAUAACGGUGGCGAUUCUGUAACAUCUGCAAAUGCUGGCGCUGCUGCAAAUACAACGUCUGCCGGUGGACAAAGCAGUAAUGACAAUUUGGUUAUUACAUCGCAACAAGGCUCUGGUGGUAUCACCUUUAAUAUUACUAUUCCACAGCCAGAUAGUGGUGCUGGCCAAGAAGCAAGCGAGAGUACUAAAUCCAUACCGACCAGCAGUGCGCCCGUAUCCGUUAGCAUAGAUAUGCCAGUUUUAGAUCAACCUGACGAAGGCAUGACCUCCACGAAUGUAGACAAAGCAGAAGGCAGUGGCAGCAAAGAGGAGCAGGAGAGUGGUGGUAGUCUUGGCGUUGAUCGAAAGAUGUCUGGUCCUGUUAGUAUGCCAAGUUUAGAUGAUGAUAACGAUACGCAAGAGCAUAUUCAACCGCAAGUAUCGCAGGAUGACAUGCCCGCAUUGGUGACAAAGAAAGGUGUUGAAACAGCCGAAGAGAGUGCGCGAGCCGAUUUAGAAAAGCCGAAAGAAGCUGAACAAACGGCUAAAGAUGGCGAGGCCGGCACACCUGCUACUGAGGAGACAAAUGCAAAUGCGCACGGCGCUGCUGAUGCCAACGGCGAGGUUCACUCUGAACAUGGCACUGCGACUGGUGAUGGAGAAGCAGAUCAUAAUCAACAACAAGUUGCAAUGGAAUUAGAUGAGGCCAUGCAGGCGCAAGUAGAAGGCGGCCAAAUAAAAUUCAUACUUAAUGAAAACGGGCAGCUACUGCAGCUGGAUAAUCACAUCAUAACCGAUGCUGAUGGUAAUCAAAUAUUGGUACAGGAUCCCGAACAAAUACAACAACUUCUACAAAGUGCCGGUCUCCUGCAAUCCGGCGAUGGUAUCGAUGGUGAGACAUUACAAAUGAUGACGGACGGUAAUGGUCAAAUGGUUUUGGUGCAAGGCGAAAACAAUGAGACGCAAUUGAUUGAUGCCUCACUGUUAAAUGCCGAUGGUCAAUUGGUAAUACAACAAGGUCAUGAUGGUGAAUUGGGUGAAGGUGCGCAUGUCAUUGGUGAAGAUGGCACCCGCAUACCGGUUUCAGUAUCAUAUACUGCCGACGGUCAACCAAUUGUGAGAGUGCAACAGCAAAUGUUAGAGGCUGGUGGUGGUGAGGAGGAUCAACAGCAUGUUGUGCUUGAAAAGGAUGCAGCAGGUCAACAGGAAGGAACAUCACAGGUGGCGGCUGAUAACACAACAGCAACAACAGGAGCGGAUGCAGCCACAAGUGGUGUAGAUGCUUCAGGCAGCGGCAAUGCAGCUGGUGGUGAGGACAAUGUAGCCGCAGCCGGUGGCAGUGGUGCAGGAAACAGUGGUAGUGGCGGUGGCGAUUUUUUCCCCUUAGAGGAUCUUAUGCAGCAGUCGGCGGAGAGUAAACCCGCGGAAUAGGAAUGGCUUUAGGGAAGCAUUAAUUGUACAAUUAUUGCGGACGAUUGGAAUUUCUAGGAUUUUAACCCAUACAACACACCUGCAUGCUAUGGUGAGUUUGUCGGAACUAAAAGUGCCGCAUUUCAAGAAGCUGGUGAAUAACUCAACAGAUGGAAUUUGGCAAAUAUGGCAAGUUAAAAACUGAAAAUAAAUAGAUUUUUAUAUUUUAAAAGAAAACAGUUUCGAAGUUAGCACAUAGAUAACUAUUAAUUAACUGUAGUUAUGAUUAAGUUGUAAAAUAAUGUGAAAAUAACAUAAAAUAAUAUUAAAACCGACACAUAGAAAUUUUAAAUCUUGAUUCAUAUAAGGUAAUUACGGGAUGAGUAUUGAGAAAUAUAUAUAAAAAAUUAAUCAAACAUUUGGGGGCGAAGUGUACACAAUUUGAGAAUGAAAACCAAUAAUCUACAGUCUAGUAAAAUCGCGUAUGAAUUAACUGGAAAUCAUGUAUUACCAUAAUUCACAAUAAUAGAGGAGGCAUUUGUCUGGGGGUUUCAUCAGGAGUAGCUCAUUCUACGUGGAUUAUAAUCUACACCAAAUUGAGAGAUUCUGGUUAAAAUUUUGCUUUUUAUUAUGUUGGUAUUUUAAAAGUUCGCUAAUUAUUUUUUUUUAUGGCAAAUAAAUUAUAAAAUUCCAGCCGCGAAGUAGAAAUAAAUAUGAGUCACAUUUAUCUCGUUUAUAAGGUUUAAAGUAAAACAUAUAAAAGAAUUUAAAAUAAACACCUUAGAAAUAGUCUAAAUAAAUUGAAAUUGAAAAAAAAGAAGAAAAUAAUUAUAAAUUAUUAAGCUAAGACAAUGUAAGGAUUAAAAAGUAAACUUAAUUCAAAUGGCAUAUAAAAUUCUUGAGAAUUAAAUAAACUUAAUUGUUAACAAAAGUGUAAAAUUAUUUGUUGGUUUUUACUUCAUAACACAAGAGUUUUAAAUGAGGAUGCCAACAGAUAAAAAAGUUGGAAAACAAGCAAAAUCCAAUAUAUAAAUUAGUCUUAAAAUAGCUGAGUGAAUUAUUAGGUUUCCGACAAUGAAAAAGGUUGCUUGGGUCCUUGCUGUGCGGCUGUUAUUCUAUUAAAAUCGAAAAUAUGUAAUAUAUCGAAGAUUUCGUAUUCUCAAUCGUAUAUUUAGUAUUCGAUCGCUUAUCUAGCAUAUACCGAAUUUCUAAAAUUUUUUUUAGUUGGAACAAGAUGAUUACUGAAAAGUUGGCAUCCUUAGGAUGAAAAAUUUUUCCCCCGCGUUGGCAGGCACCUUGUCGUGGUGCGGGGGCUUAGUCGAAUCAUUAAUCAGCUCUUCUUAGCAGACGGCAGUGUACACGUUUGAGUAUCAGUACUUGGGGGUGCACACUCUCUUCUCCUGUUUCGAGCUGUUUUUUGAACGAUGACCAAGUUCUGCCGAUCCCC